This is a messenger RNA of Pocillopora damicornis (cauliflower coral), 1289 nucleotides long. RefSeq names its product C-reactive protein 1.1. The record is from RefSeq and is a predicted model, not a curated record. Lineage: Eukaryota; Metazoa; Cnidaria; Anthozoa; Scleractinia; Pocilloporidae.
UAAGGUCGGUUAUACUAUGGUACCGUUUCAUUUGAAGACAUGGAUAGCGGUACAAAUAAUAUCAGUUAGCCUAGCAAGUAUUGAUGAUAAAAUACGGAGUCUUACAUCCACAGUGACACGAGAAAACUUUAGGCUGGAGGGGCAUUUAAUCGAAAGUGUUAUUGUAGACAGUCAAAUAACAUGCAGCCAUUAUUGCGUGAAGAAUACUCGUUGCCUCUCAAUCAACUACAAAAAGUUCCAAACAGACCUUAAAGGACGCUGCGAGUUAAACUUUGCUGGUUUAUCAAAUGAUCUCGACAACAAGUAUCUGAUACCAACAAAAGAAUUCGUCUUCUCACAAAUACGAUGUCGCAAGGAGGAUGAAACGAGGUGCCCUAACAUGGAUAGAAUUUCGUCAGAUUUCUCACUUGAGUUUCCUGUUCGAAACGGCAAUGGCGUGGUCUAUAACAAGAAUAUGGAUAGGGUGCUUACUAAAUUUACCCUCUGUCUUUGGAUGAAAACGCAAAGUCAAGGAACUGUAUUCAGUUAUGCAUGGCAAAACAGAAUGAACGAAAUUAUCAUAAUGAACAGUCCCGAGCUGCAGCUAUAUGUUGGAGGUCAACAUACACCAAGAGCAGUCAUAUCCGUCCGUGAUGGUGAGUGGCACCAUGUAUGUGCCACCUGGCGGAAUACCGAUGGCCAAAACAAGAUCUUUAUCGACGGGAAACUAGAAGAAAAUGGUACUGGACUUCAGGCUGGUCAUAUAAUAGAAAAGGGAGGGGUCGUUGUAUUGGGUCAAGAGCAAGAUUCUCUCGGUGGUGGCUUCCAGGACAACCAAGCCUUAGUUGGUAAAAUUGCAAAUUUGAACCUGUGGGAUACCAUUCUUCCUCUCAAAGAGAUCGUAGAAAUGUCGAAAAAUUGCUUCUCAAGAAAGGGUAAUGUUUUAAGUUGGGAGCAAUUCAGGAGCGACAUUCGAGGCACAGUUAAGGUUCAUGAGCCUUCUUUGUGUAGAGCCCCAUAAAGUUUGAACCACACUUACAUACAUGAAUCUUCUUCUUUAAAUUAAAUUUGGACAAAAUAAAAGAGAGAUGACGAGAAAACUACAUAUAUACAGCUAAACAAAUCCAAACGAAAUAGAGAGAGAGAACUUCUCGUCCUUAAAGGAGACUGUCUGGGGUCAAGCAAUGAAAGUAGCUCGCAUGUCAUCCCAUUUCAGACGACAAUAGUGUUGUGAAUUAGUGAGAUAAAAACUUAUGAUUAUCGAAUUCGAAGCUACUGAUAGCUGAGCCAUGGAUAGAUAUCGUGGUCUU